Molecule: messenger RNA, 3533 nt
Organism: Zeugodacus cucurbitae (melon fly)
Lineage: Eukaryota; Metazoa; Arthropoda; Insecta; Diptera; Tephritidae
Gene: tadr
Exons: 13
Coding region: 806-2746 (646 amino acids)
Biological process (GO): amino acid transport
Cellular component (GO): plasma membrane
Molecular function (GO): amino acid transmembrane transporter activity
Source: RefSeq, a predicted model, not a curated record
UUGCGGUCCCGGCAAACUCAGUUCGUUUUAUGAGCUUCGUGAGGGAACAUCGCAUUUUCACGGUCGCAAUGCAGAACGGCGAGUUUUCUGUGCAAUAGCUGCGGCACGCGUAGAGCAACAGCGGAGUGUGAGAGGGGCGUGGAUUGUAGUGAAGAUAGAAAAUCGAGCAUAGUGAAUGAAAAUAUCACAAAAAAUGUGAAAAACAUGUACAAAUAAGUAUCGUUAAUUGCCUUUUACCAAUGGCUAAAUAUACCAAAGAAUAUUAAAGAGAAAAAAGUACAAAAAUUAGCCGAAUAGUGAGCGCAGCUGAUUGCUUCGACACAAUAUUGGUGGAGGGGUGCAGUGAAGAGUGUAUAGAAUAAAGCAUAAAUUAAUAAAGCCAAUCGUGUUGAAAAUUAUAAAAAGAAGAAAAUUAAUCAAGAAAUUAGUGUAUAUAUUUAUGCUGCUAUUUACAACAACGUUGUAGGCAUUGAAAACCCGUGAAAAUAUCGAAGAAUGCUCGUAUAUAUAAAAUUUUGAAUGUGCGCAUAAUCACGGCAAUUCCUAAUAUUUGGCUGCGUGCCACUAAAAGCCAAAGCGGGCGUCUGGUGCUAAUGCCAAAGCAAACGACUGCAUAAAGGCCAACACAGAAAAACGAAUAAUUAAUCAUACAACAACAUAUAUACAUAUUUACGAAAACAUGAGAUUUCAAAAUAUUCCCCACUACUGAGAUAGAGCAAAAUGAGUCCAAAUUCUUUGACGGCAGUUCCGGUCGUUUGGCUCUUGGCUCAACAGUCGUUGUGUAUUUGCUGUUCUACAAUGAGGCAUGCGGCCCGGCAAUACUGUUUGCCAACAUUCUCGCUUUCACCUACAGUGCAAUGGCAGCAUACUGCAAGUCUCAUUUGAAGUGCCUCCAAAUACCGUACAUUCGGGCGAGCAACAAAAUCGACUACACCUGCCUGUUUCUUGCCACCUGGUUGGAUGUGCUGGCGGUUCUGUGUGCCUGCGUCGCCUUGGCGCGCACCAUGAGCACCUGCUUGGAUGCAAUGACCGGCGGAAUGGCGCACAUUCUCAUUUUAGCCGAAAAUAUUUAUUAAGUCGAAUUUAUGGCAUACUUUUAGGCCGCAACUCAUCGCCGAACGAGCCGUGGCCGGAUGUGCUGGGUGUUGCGGUGGUCAUUAUCAUUACAGUUAUGUUUAUGCUGGGACUGGAGCACUCAAAAGUCUUCCAUAUUAUCAUGUGGUGUGGCAUGAUUAUUCUGAACUUGUGUCCGCCGGUCGCGACUUGCUGGAAAGGAGACUUUGUGGAGUGGACACGCUAUUUAUUUCGACCUAAUGGAUUUCUUAGUCUUCUAACGCCGGCGGCGCUUCUUUCAUUCGUUUAUCCCAGAGAGUUGCCUCUGCCCAAUUCAUUCCUCGAGCGUUUCAAAGGAUUUGGGAAGUUCUUCAGAACCCUCUUUAUAUUGUGUUUAGCGAUAGUAUCCGUAUCGACCUUGGUGCAUUACAAACCAGUCGAAGAAUACAUUGCCAAUCCAUUUUUCACAUUUCUGGACGAUAUUACUUUAGGCAAACUGGUGCCAGCCGCUGCUUGUCUUCUAAUGUUAACCUCCUCAGCAGCAUACUUGGAGCUUUUUCCAGAACUCUACGGUUUAAUUGUGCGUUUUGCUACCUCAGAAUGGAAGGUGCUUUCAAAGCAAAUAAGCUAUGAGAGUUCAGAAAGCGGUAGCCCCGUAUUGGCUAUUUUUAUAAGUGGAAGUCUCUGUGCUAUGUUGGCCUUUGCAUGUCCAAUGCAACACCUAAUUCACACGCUGGCGGCCAGCCAUUUAGCUGCAGGCUUCUUAAGAGCUUUAUAUUUACUAUACAUACCACUCCGUCCAAAGUAUAUAGAGCGAUCUGUAGCGAUUUCGUCACUCGCAUAUAGUCGGCUCGCCACAGCAGCAGCCGCAGCAGCUUCAUACAAGCGUGCCACUUCGAAAAGCACGAGUGGGCGGAGCAUAUUGGGUGUCAAAGUGGCCAACAUGAGUGCAGCGAAAAAGCCUGCGCCGAAGAAAAAACCGAAAAAGGAGUUGGAGAAGGAAUGGCUUUUGCUGGGAGAACCCACAUCGCCGUGCCCUACGCGUCAACCGACCGACGUCGAAUCCGCAAUGCAGUCAAGCAGUAAACCGGUGCCUUUGAAUUUCGUUUACCCGGAAAUAGUAGAGAUCAGUGACUCAGAUACCUCAACCGACAUUGACGCGAUUGUCGAUGAAUAUAGACAGAAAAUAAGGAUUACUACCUCCGGCCUAAUCGAUAUUAGCACACGUGUUCCAUCGGUGUUUUCUUGGCGAUUUGCUUUGUGUAUAAUUUGUGUGGCAAUCUUUGGUACAGUUUCUUUCGCUUCCAACAGUAUGCAGCAGAAUUCACAUGGAGAGAUCAUUUUCGGCUGUGGAACAAUGCUUCUCAGCUCCAUGUUAUCGCUGUUUCCACGCCACAAGACCGGUAACAUUUGUUUGAAUCCAGUGUUUUGCUGCGGCACCCUCUUGACCAGUGGUGUACUUUUUGGCGCUUGCUCGUACUACUCUUGGCCAGCGAUCGUGUUUUGGGUGAUUGCUGGUCUUAUGUUACUGCUGCGCUGCGACAACUGGUGUUGCAGUUGCUUCGAACAUAGCGGUGGCACUAUACAGGAACAGUUAAUACCGAGCGAUGCACCGAAGACGACAACAAUACACAUACCAGGCCCACCCACAAAUCCUGUGACAAUACCGACCCUUGUGAAUGCGAGUAGGUGACAAUUAGCGUCCUCAGAUAGUGAAGAUCUCAAUGUGUGCGACUUCAAAGAGAACAGAAAUGAAGACGAUGAACUUUGUUGGAGCGAGUAAAAAAUUAAAUAAUAAAUACAACAAAAUGAAACGAUCAAACAACUGAGUACCUUUUCGUGUCACGUGCUGUACUUUGAGAGAAAUGUUGUGCCGUAGUCGUAGCCAUAGCCAUAGUCAUUGCCGCAGCUAAAGGCUCCGCAAAUGCCAUUUGCUUGCCCGAAACAAUAACCUAAAUGAGAAAUCGUAUUUUAUAAGACAUUCGCCUCAUUCGGAAUUCCGACGUAAAUGACAAAGUUUUAGACAAACAAUAUUGGCGUAUGAGUAUUUAUACUAUUAUAUAUGUAAUUAGUGCUUAAUUAUAGUAUGUACAUUAGUUAAAUAUAAAACAAAUGUUGAGUACUAAAAUGUAUAUGUUAAUACAAAAACUUAAACGAUUAAUUUCAAACAAUACUAUUUAGCAGUUAUAAGUAUCAAUUCUAGCUAAAUAUUAUUAUGAAUGUCUGUAGAAUUGGAAUAUAUUGGAUAACAAUUUUUAUAACCAGUCAUGGAAAAUCGUAUGUGCUAAAUUAAGACAAACAAAUUUAUAUAUUAUAUAUAUAUAUUUAAAUUAUAAUCAAAUAUUUCAUGACCAUACGGACGUAUCAAUUUAACAGUUUAACAGGCGAUUUUAAGAAAUGUGUUAUGUGAACGAGUCACUGUCAAAUGAAUUAUUAUUGAAAAUAUUUCAAAAUAAAUACGAUUUUGAAGAUAUCAUAAA